AUAGGUGAAUUUACAGAAUCAAUUAUUUUGAAGUUUCAAUUAUUUUGAAGUUUUUCCUACAUUUGUAGAUGUAAUUCCGAAAAAUUCAAAAUUUAAACAAACAAAUGCUUUCCAAUAUAUACCUCCAGUUUUUUGAGGCAUUAAUGGAAUUGCGCCUCAGGUGCUAAGAGCAUUAUGGGGGUGAAUCAAGACAUUAUCUUAAUUUAUUAGUAUUAAUUUAUAUUUAAUGUUUUAUUAGUUUAUCUAUUUGUUUAUUUUUACGUGUAUAUUUAUAUUACAUUGAAAUUUCUUUUGUUUUUGAGUUGACUUGAAGUUCACACAAUUUCUUAUCCUCCUCCUUUCCAUCUUUUCUAAUUCUUCUAAAAUUCAUCACUAUUUUUUUUACAAAGGUUUCGCCUCAUUUUUUUUCUUCUGCCAUUUUCCGAUCCAAUCAAAUGGAGAAUGAAAACCCUUCCUCAUCCUCAUCAAAAUCGCCAUUUCCAACUACCGAACAAGAAAUAGCUUAUCGGCCGGAACCGGAACCUGAACCUGAAACAGUAAGGACAUAUGACGUGUUCUUAAGUUUCAGAGGAAAAGAUACUCGCGCCUCUUUCACUUCACAUCUCCAUACUGCUCUUCAGAAUGCCGGAAUUACUGUUUUUAUUGACGAUAAUGACCUUCAAAGAGGAGAUCACAUUUCAACAUCAUUAUCACUAGUAAUUGAGCGCUGUCAAGUUUCUAUAAUUGUUUUCUCUAUAAAUUAUGCUGAUUCGCGAUGGUGUCUCGAUGAAUUGGAAAAAAUAAUGGUGUGUCGCAGAAGCAACAGACAAGUGGUUGUGCCAGUGUUCUACCAUAUAGAUCCCUCUCAAGUGCGGAGUCAGUCAGGCCAGUUUGGAAUAGCUUUUCAACGUCUUUUGAACAAAAUAGAAAAGGAGGUCGAUUUCGAUUUAUAUCAUGAAAGGCAAAUGAGGUGGAGAAUGACACUUCUUCACGCAGCUAAUAUCGCAGGGUUCGUGAUACUAAACAGGAAUGAAAGUGAGGAUAUCAAAAGAAUUGUUGACAAAGUUUCACAUUUGUUAAACAAGACAGACUUGUUUAUUGCACAUAAUCCUGUGGGAAUUGAAUCUCGAGUGCAAGAUGUCAUUCAACUUCUAUCCAUUCAAUCAAAUGGAGUUCUACUUCUAGGGAUGUGGGGCAUGGGGGGAAUUGGCAAAACAACAAUUGCAAAAGCAAUUUACAAUAAAAUUGGCCGUGAUUUUGAAGGUAGGAGCUUCCUUGCUAAUAUUAGGGAAAAUGGGGAGAAAAUUGCCGGACUAGUGGGUUUACAAGAGCAACUUCUAUUUGAUAUCUUCAAAGAAACGACAAUCAAGAUACCAAACAUUCAAUCAGGAAUAAACACAUUACAAUCUAAACUCGGUCAGAAAAAAGUACUUAUUGUACUUGAUGAUGUGAAUACGUUAGACCAACUAAAAACUUUUUGUGGAAGUCAUGAAUGGUUUGGUUCAGGAAGUAUAAUAAUCAUCACUACUAGAGAUAUGCAUUUACUUACAGGGAGAGUCGACAAUAUAUACAAAAUGUCAAUAAUGAAUGAAGCUGAAUCAAUUGAGCUUUUUAGUUGGAAUGCAUUUAAGCAAGCAAGUCCUACAGGAGAUUUUGUUACAAUUUCCAAAAAUGUAGUUGAAUAUUCUGGAGGAUUGCCGCUAGCUCUUGAAGUCCUUGGGUCAAAUUUGUUUAAUAAGACGAAAUUGGAUUGGGAACUUGUAUUGGAGAAACUCAAAAGAAUUCCUAAUAGUCAAGUCUAUAAGAAGUUAAAAAUAAGUUAUGAUUGUUUAAAUGACGAUGAUGAGCAAGAAAUAUUCCUUGACAUAGCUUGUUUCUUUAUUGGGAUGGACCGAAGUGACGUUAUACUUAUAUUAAAUGACUGCGGACUUUCUGCAGAAAUUGGAAUAAACAUCCUUGUUGAGCGUAGCCUUGUGACUGUUGAUAAUAAGAACAUGAUUGGAAUGCAUGAUUUACUGCGAGAUAUGGGAAGAGAAAUCAUUCGCGAGGAAUCACCAAGGGUGCCUCAAAAGCGUAGCAGGUUGUGGUUUCAGGAGGAUGUGAUUGACAUAUUAUCAAGACACAGGGAAAAAAAAGGUGUUAUCGGACUUGCUUUGAAGCUGACUAGUGCAAAUGCAAAAAGUUUUAGCACCAAAGCAUUUCAUAAGAUGAAAAGGCUCAGAUUGCUUCAACUUGUUGAGGUAAAACUUGAUGGAGAUUUUGAAUAUGUUUCAAGAGAUCUGAGAUGGUUGUCAUGGAAUGGAUUACGUCACAUACCUACAAAUUUCUAUCGAGAAAAUUUGGUUUCCAUCGAGUUAAAGAAUAAUAAUGUCGAUCUUCGAUGGAAUAAGACUAUGAGGAUGGAGAAGCUAAAAAUUCUCAAUCUAAGUCAUUCUCACCGUCUCACACAAAGCCCUGACUUUUCAAACAUGCCUAAUCUUGAAAAGAUAGUACUCAAAGAUUGUUCAAUGCUGUGUAAGCUUUCUUCUAGCAUUGGACAUCUCAAUAAAAUUCUUCUGAUAGAUUUAGAAGACUGCAUUAGACUAUGUAGCCUUCCAAGAAGCAUCUAUAAGUUGAAAUCUCUGAAAAUUCUCAAUCUUUCGGGUUGUUUGAAGAUUGAAAAUAUGGAAGAGGAAGAUAAGGUCCAAAACACUGCAAUAACAAGAGUGCCCUUUUCCGUGAUAAGAUCCAAAAGCAUUGGAUAUAUUUCUUUGUGCGGUUAUGGAGAAUUUUCACGUGAUUUGUUUCCAUCUAUCCUUUGGUCUUGGAUGUCACCAACAAAUAAUCUCUCGUCGCGAUUUCAGACAAAUGCUGCCACAUCAUCUCUUGUUACUCUAGAUGUACCAAGUAGUAGUUCCCGUGAAGCAUCAUCGUUUUCUUACCAUCUUCCAUGGAUUCGAAGUAUUUGGAUGGAUUGCAAAUCUGAAGAUCAGCUUUCCUUACAUUCAAAAAUAGUUUUGGAUGCUUUAUAUGCCACAGGUUCUAAGGAUUUGGAAUCAACUGCAAGUACAUCACAAGCAUCAAAUAGUACUACUCCCACAGUAAUUCAAUGUUGUAGUCAAAUGCACGUUUCAGGAUCAAAACAUUACUUAAAGUCUCAUUUAAUUCAAAUGGAGUGCCAAGCCACUAAUAUUCAGAAAGAGAAAAUUUUACAGAUUCUAUGUUGCAGUCAAGUGCACGUUUCAGGAUCAAAACAUUACUUUAAGUCUCUUUUGAUUCAAAUGGGAAUGAAUUGCCAAGUCACCAAUAUUCUGAAAGAGAAAGUUCUACAGAAUAUGGAUGUCAAUGGGAGUGGUGGUUGUUUUCUCCCUGGUGAUAGUUAUCCAAAUUGGUUAACCUUUAAUUCUGAAGAUUCUUCUGUAACUUUUCAAGUGCCUCAUGUGAAAGGGCAUAACUUGAAUGCAGUGAUGUGCAUUGUCUAUACUUCCACCCCAGUUGACAUAGCAUCCGAUGGCCUUAAAAUGGUGUUAGUGAAAAAUUACACAAAGGCUACCAUUCAACUUUAUAAGAGAGAAACAUUAGUUUCCCUUGAAGAUGAAGAGGGGCAGAGGAUAGUAUCAAGUAUGGAACCAGGUAACAAAGUGGAGGUCGUCGUUGUUUUUGAGAAUAGUUUCAUUGUGAAGAAGACAUCAGUUUACCUCAUAUAUGAUGGACCAGUUGACGAAAAAUUGGAUCUAUAUCAUGUACCUGAUUUGAGAGGCAUUGCUUGUAGUGGUGAUGAAAAUGAACACUCUGUCAAGAGAAUCUCUACUGAAGAAGAGUCCAUCGAUGACUUCAAUCGAAACAGAAAGAAGAAGAAUCGACUGGAAUGAACCGAUGAAAGAUGGUAAAACAAUGAUGGGUAAAACACAAUUAUUGUAGUGCUUGCAUACCUUUGUAUUGACAACAAUUGUUUUCUAUUUUUGGCUAAAGUUUCUAGAUUAUAUCCAUGGUGAAUUUUUGUAUUCCCAAAAAGAUGUUAAAUAUUAUAAUAGUUCUGUUACAAUUC
Molecule: messenger RNA, 4006 nt
Organism: Vicia villosa (hairy vetch)
Lineage: Eukaryota; Viridiplantae; Streptophyta; Magnoliopsida; Fabales; Fabaceae
Product: disease resistance protein RUN1-like
Exons: 7
Coding region: 435-3830 (1131 amino acids)
Biological process (GO): signal transduction; defense response
Molecular function (GO): ADP binding
Source: RefSeq, a predicted model, not a curated record